AGUGCUGCGCGUGCUUUGCUCAACACGAUGUGCCUAAGGUGCAUGCCCUCGGUAACAUUCGGCCAUGUCAACAUCAUAUGAAGAUUCCCUGCGAUGUCUUCGGCCCCGGCUAAGUGCCAACACACCGUACGUUGGCGGCUACAUGCAGAGACGCCAGGAAAUGUGCCAUGCAUCUGCGAAGCGUUGCUACGAUGCAGCUCAGCGGCAUCACGCUUCAAGCUCGCGGACUCGUCCAAUGCUGAACGACAGCAGUUGUUGGAUUUCGCAAACCAUAGGAACACCCUCUUAGGGGAACGACGUCGAGGCUGCUGUCAACGAUGCAUUGUUGGUCCGGGGUGCUGGAAGCAGCCGCCAGCUUUCAACGCCUCGUCGCUCGCAUAUCUGUAGGUUUCAAAAGUCAUAUUGCGUGGUAAAUCGUCUGCGACCAUUCGGAUAGAUUGUU
Messenger RNA from Baudoinia panamericana UAMH 10762, 442 nucleotides. RefSeq lists its product as uncharacterized. The transcript has a single exon. Lineage: Eukaryota; Fungi; Ascomycota; Dothideomycetes; Mycosphaerellales; Teratosphaeriaceae. The record is from RefSeq and is a predicted model, not a curated record. Bases 94 to 387 code for a protein of 97 amino acids.